Columba livia (rock pigeon) is the source of this 1200-nucleotide messenger RNA. RefSeq names its product yippee like 4 (gene YPEL4). The transcript has 6 exons. Lineage: Eukaryota; Metazoa; Chordata; Aves; Columbiformes; Columbidae. The record is from RefSeq and is a predicted model, not a curated record. The annotation marks the transcript as partial.
CGUAAUGACGCAGGGGGCGCCGCGCGGUGUGUCCCGGGAAGCGGAGUCCGCGGCCCCGCGGGGUCAUUUGCAUCUUAUUUGCAUACAGCGCGCGCCGCGCCCCGGCCGCGCGAUCGUGUCUCGUUAGACAGGGCCCCCGGUCCGCCGGCAGGGCCCCGGGGCCGCCCGCAGCUCAUUUGCACCCCUGUGCACGCAGCCCCCACGGUCGUCUGCGUGCUCCCGGGGGGAGAGCUCGGGGGACACGGGGAGACCGAGGAGCCGGCGGCGCCCGCAGCGCAUCCCGGCGGCGGGGCUGACGUCGGAGGUGCGGGCGGUGACGUCACGGCGGCGGGGGAUGAGUCACGGUGCCGUGAUGCAGCCCCGGGCACGCAGCGGCCGCCCCGGGGACAGCGGCAGCGGCUGCAGCUGCAGCGGGGACAGCGGCAGGCGGCCGCCCCCCUUUUCCGCCUCCUGCUCUCCUGGGGGGGCCCGGGGCGGCCGUGCCCCCCCCACCUCCGCGCGGGAGGAACGACGGCGCUGGGCGCUCUGCUGCGCUGCUUCCCCUGCGAGCGGCUCUGCGGGGGCUGCGCCGUGCCCCCCGUGCCCCCGCGCCCCCCCGGGGCCCUGCCGCCCGCCGCGCCGCCCCCCCGCCGCCGCCUGCCCCCCCGCACGUUCCGCAGUUACCUGCCGCGCUGCCACCGCACCUACAGCUGCGUGCACUGCCGGGCGCACCUGGCCCGGCACGACGAGCUCAUCUCCAAGGUGACCCCUGUGGUGCCCCGUGGAGGUGACCAUCUUCCCCUCGGUGUCCCCAGGGUGUCCUUCCAGGGCAGCCAUGGCCGUGCCUACCUGUUCAACUCGGUGGUGAACGUGGGCUGCGGCCCGGCGGAGCAGCGGCUGCUGCUGACGGGGCUGCACUCGGUGUCCGACAUCUUCUGCCAGAGCUGCAAGACCACCCUGGGCUGGAAAUACGAACAGGCGUUCGAGAGCAGCCAGAAGUACAAGGAGGGGAAGUUCAUCAUCGAGAUGUCGCACAUGGUGAAGGAGAACGGCUGGGACUGAAGGGCACAGCGGGGACACCCCCGGCAGCACCGCCCCGGGGUGCCGGCAGUGGGCCCCCCCCCGCUCACCUGCGCGGGGCCCCCCUGGGGUGCGGUGCCCGUCACCAGCAUGCGGGGGCUGCGGUGGUUUUCUAGGGCAAUAAAGGCUUUUUUUUAGGAA